CCAAGCGGCCGUCCAAUCAUUGAUAUUUACGGUUUAGUGUUGUGCUAAAACAUAGUGAUUUAGUUUCAAAAACGUGUUUAGCGUUCUUAAAUAAACGUACAAAAUGAAAUUCACGGUGUUCAUAGUUCUGCUUACCAUAUCAACAACAUGGGGUAUCAAAUCCAAAAAAGAAGAACCAAAGGAUAAAAGAGAAGCGGCUGGUACUUAUCUACCACAAAGCUCUCAAAACUAUCAGUCACCAUCCUCAGGUCAGGAGGAAGCUAAUGCUAUCAGCAUUGGAGCCGGAUACAGCAUUGGAGGUGGUGCCAAGCCCACUUACAGUUUUGGCGGUCAAAGUGCGGGAGUCGGAGCCUCAUACCAGUUACAGCCAGAAAGUGGGCAUUCAAACAUUCAACUGGCACCAAUUUCUUUCCAGCAAGCCAAUGGAGGUCUCGUCUCCAAUGAUCUCUCGCAACUAAUGAGCCAAAUAUCUCAUGGACUUAAUAGUGGAGCUAUCUCUUUACCAUCAUCAGGUGGCCAAGGAGCUCUUUACCAGUUUGCAGGUCAAGGCGGUCAAGGAGGUCAAGAGAUAUCUUUACCCCAAUUUUCUUACGGAAGUCCUCAACUACAGCAAUAUAGCUUAGGCGAUCAAGGUCAAGGCUCCCUUCCAACUUACGCUCUCGGUACUAAAGGCCUAGGCACCUUUAAGUCAACAGGUCCAGUUUUAUUUAGUCCGGAAUCUUCUGGUAACCAAGGUGCACUGAGCUAUGCAGCACCAAGUUUUGGUCAAUCAUAUCAAGCGGCUGCUUUGCCAUUAGGAGAUUCAGGACAUUCUUUCCCUGGUUUCUCCUUCGGCGGAUCUGGCCAGUCGUUGGGUGGAUCUCUGAAAGCAUUCAGUGGUAACUACGCUAUACCAGCUGGACAAUCUUCUUUUAAACCCUCAGCUUUCUUAGGAGCAUCUGUCCAAAGUGAUUCAGGUGCUGGUUUGGCAGGUCUCUCUGGAUCGUAUGGAUCUCCAUCAUUCGCUGCCUACCAACAAUCCGCUGGUGGUCACGGUGUAUCUUCUCUCGGCUCUGGCGGACAUGGCGCUUCUUUCGGCUCUUUAUCUGGAUAUUCCGGUGGUCCAUCUAAGGCAAUAGCAGCUUCAUAUCUGCCUUCAAAAUAUGAAGGUGUCGGAUCUUUGGAAUCCAUUGCGUCUGCAUUUUCAGCUAGUGGUCAAAUAGGGGCACCUGGAAGUACUUAUGGCUCACCUUCAAGUGCAUACUCCAGCAACGCACACGCCGCAUCUGCUCCAUCCCCCGCCUAUUACAUUUCAUCCGGUAAACAUUCCUCACCUAGUUUUGGCUUAGGCAGUUCGUCUUUCAGAGGCCCUGUAUCGGGUCAUAGUUCAUUAAAUUCUUUUUCUUCGGGACCUAAAUAUAGCUUUGGUGGUGGACACGGCAGUUCUCGUUAUGCACCAGCUAAAGACGUCCAAGGUUCAUACAGUGAAUCCAAUUACAACACUAUCAAAUACAGCUCGGAGCUUAAGCCACGUUUCAACUAAGUUUAAAAAAAAUAUAGAGUGGACUCUGCUGUAAAUAACGCCUAUUAGAUGAAUUUUAAUCUUGGUGAAGAAUGUUUAAUGUUUGUGUGGAUGAAAACGAGGCACAGACAUAGUGAUAUUAAGUUGCCUUUGGUGAUUUAUUUGGGUACGUUCCGUUAUUUGGAGUUAUAAAUGACUGCUAUACUUAAUAAGUAUAAUAAAAAUAUUUUCUAAGGGUUUUCUUCAUUAUCAAAUUAAAUGAAAAACAGUUUAUACAACAUACAAACUUUGAAACUAGUUAUA
Maniola jurtina (meadow brown) is the source of this 1804-nucleotide messenger RNA. RefSeq lists its product as uncharacterized. The transcript is spliced from 2 exons. The record is from RefSeq and is a predicted model, not a curated record. NCBI's taxonomy places the organism in Eukaryota, Metazoa, Arthropoda, Insecta, Lepidoptera, Nymphalidae. Bases 104 to 1522 code for a protein of 472 amino acids.